AUGGAGGAACCUUCAUUUAAACUUCCUGAAAUUAUUGAUAAUGAUAAUGGUUGGGGUCCUUCACCUGUUAUGUUACCGGAAAAAUUUAGAGACAUACCAUAUGCUCCAUAUAGUAAAGCUGAUAAAUUAGGUCGAAUUGCUGAUUGGUCUACUCCAGAACAAAGAGAAAAAGAAUCUUCCGGAAGACAAAGAACAAAUUACAGAAAUUACCGAGAUCAGUAUACAGCCUUUGGUCAUGGUGUAUCAAAUGCUUUUGCUUAUGCUCAUGCUGAAGACGAAGCUUCAUUUUCAGUCGUUGAUAAUCGAUCUACUGCUCAAAAGAAAGCCUCUUCAUAUAGAACCACCGGUGGUACAAAAGGUCGAACAAGUGGCGCAAGAGGUCAAACUAAUCGCAACGUUAGAAAUGGUCAAUACCAAAGGCCCAACACACAAACUCGGAAUACACCCGGGGGUAGAGCAGCUCAAAAUGCGGUUCGGAAACGAUACGGCUGGAAAGAUUAUGAUAAGCCUCAACGUGCUAGAGAUGCUUCAGUCAAUGUGGGUCCGGAUUGGAAAGUUCUUGAAGAAAUUGAAUUUAAUUGGUUAUCCAAGCUUAAUUUAGAUGUAGAGAAUGUAGAAGACAUAUCUUUACAUGGCUUUUUAUAUUAUUAUGACAAAAAUUAUGAUCUUAUUCGUACCAAAUCAGAAAAACCAUUAAUCCCUAACGAUAAAGUUCGAUAUUUUGUAUCUACAUCUAAGGAUCCUAUUAUCGAUCAACUUGCAAAAGAUGAUACAGCUACCGUUUUCGCUACUGAUUCUGUUCUAAGUUUACUUAUGUGUGCACCUAGAUCUGUAUAUCCUUGGGAUAUUAUUAUUAACCGUGUAGAAAAUAAGUUAUUCUUUGAUAAACGGGAUACAGGAGUUUACGAAAAUAUCACCGUUAAUGAAAAUUCAUUUGAUCCACCACUUGAGACUGGGGACAAGGAUAAUAUUAAUUCUCCAAGUGCAUUAUCAAUGGAGGCAACCUUAAUUAAUCAUUAUUUUGCGUUACAAGUAGUUAAUGAGGUAAGAAUCGGUGAAAAAUAUGAACUUGAUAAACCUAAUCCAUUUAUAAGCUCUCAAGAGGAUAAUGAUAUGUUAGCACCAACUGCUUAUCGGUAUCGUAAAUUUGACAUAAGCAUUAAAGAAGAUGAGGACAUUUCAAUUGUCGUUCGUACACAACUAGAUUCAGUUGUGAAAACUUCGGGUGGUGAUUCUUCAUUAAUUACUAUUAGAGCUUUGAAUGAGUUUGACCCUAGAUCUCAAGGAGCCGGUGGAGCUUUAGAUUGGCGACAAAAAUUGGAUACUCAAAGAGGAGCAGUUGUCACGACUGAAAUGAAAAAUAAUAGUUGCAAAUUAGCACGUUGGGCAGUUCAAAGUAUUUUAGCUGGGGCUGACCAAAUGAAAUUGGGAUAUAUUUCUCGUGUUUCUCCAAAAGAUAAUACAAAACAUGCUAUUCUGGGUACUCAAAUUUAUAAACCACGUGACUUUGCCGCCCAAAUGAAUUUGUCAGUUUCAAAUGGGUGGGGAAUUGUUAGAACCGUCAUUGACUUAUGUAUGAAAUUACCAGAGGGUAAAUACGUACUAAUAAAAGAUCCUAACAAGCCGGUAAUUCGUUUAUAUGCUGUUCCCGCUAAUGCAUUUGAAGCUGAUGAUGAUUUAGCAUUGGAAGAUGGUGAAGAAAUAAAUGAGGAGGAAGAAGUUCAAAAAUAA
Rhizophagus irregularis DAOM 181602=DAOM 197198 is the source of this 1731-nucleotide messenger RNA. The record is from RefSeq and is a predicted model, not a curated record. Lineage: Eukaryota; Fungi; Glomeromycota; Glomeromycetes; Glomerales; Glomeraceae.